AUGAAGCACUCUAUUCCAGAGGCGUUUCGGGGUUCUAUUUCCGAGGGUCAAAGUGCAAAGAAAUUCCUUGAGGAAAUUGAGCAAUACUUUGCCAAAAAUGAAAAGGCGGAGACGAGUAACCUUUUGGCCAAACUCAUCUCUAUGAAGUAUAAAGGUAAAGGAAACAUAAAGGAGUACAUUAUGGAGAUGUCCAAUCUCGCAUCAAAACUCAAGUCACUUAAGUUAGAGCUUGGUGAAGACCUGCUCGUGCACUUGGUUUUGACCUCGCUUCCUGCACACUUUGGGCAAUUCAAAGUGAGCUAUAACACUCAGAAGGACAAAUGGUCCCUCAAUGAGCUUAUAUCUCACUGUGUGCAAGAGGAGGAGAGGUUGUAG
Glycine soja is the source of this 375-nucleotide messenger RNA. RefSeq lists its product as uncharacterized. The transcript has a single exon. The coding region runs from base 1 to 375 and encodes 124 amino acids. NCBI's taxonomy places the organism in Eukaryota, Viridiplantae, Streptophyta, Magnoliopsida, Fabales, Fabaceae. The record is from RefSeq and is a predicted model, not a curated record.